AUGGUUCGCAACUAUAAACGAAAAACAGAUCGUGACAAAUGGAACGAAGAAGAGACGAGAAGAGCAGUAAAUGCUGUUCUUACUGAUAGAAUGGGAUUUCUUCGAGCCUCGGCUACUUACGAUGUUCCGAAGUCGACCUUAGAACGACGAGUAAGAAAAGCUCUUGAAACUUUUAAUGCCGACACUGAUUCUGAUAACGACUGCGGGAAAAAACAUUUGGGACGAUUUAAAACAGUUUUCAUAGUCGAGCAAGAAAAUAAGCUGGCGGAUGAAGAAUGUCUUGUGCAUUUCAAAAUUGUCAACAAAUCUGUUAUCAAUUGUAUGUUAGCCGCACCAGCAUUGGUAAGUGCAGAAUUAUGGCACAAGCGCUUGGCACAUAUCAAUUGUAGCGAUUUAAAUAAAAUGAGAAAUGGCAUCGUAGAAGGAGUGAAUUUUUCUUCUCCAAGUGACAUAAAGAAGGAGAACUGUGUAACAUGUUGCGAAGGCAAACAAACAAGGCUGCCAUUUGCUCAUAGUGAACAUACCAGCUCGGAGACACUUCAAAUAGUCCAUGCAGAUGUUUGUGGACCUAUGGAGAUUAAGUCUAUAAAUGGUUCAAAAUAUUUUUUGAUCUUUGUGGAUGACUACAGCAAGAUGACAUUCAUUUACUUUCUCAAACACAAAAAUGAAGUUUUCCAGAAAUUUAAGGAAUUCAAACCUAUGGUAGAGAACCAACAGAGUAAGAAGAUUAAAGUACUGCGUACUGACAAUGGGGGUGAAUUUUGUAAUGGUGUAAUGGACAACUAUUUGGCAAAUGAAGGAAUAAUUCAUCAAAAGACUACUGCAUACGCCCCAGAACAGAAUGGUGUUUGUGAAAGAGCCAACAGAACUGUAAUAGAAAAGGGACGAUGUUUGUUGUUUGAAGCAAAACUUGACAAGAAAUUUUGGGCAGAAGCUGCGAAUACAGCAGUCUACCUGAAAAAUAGAACUGUUACAUCUAGUUUAGUUAACAAAACACCUUAUGAAAUGUGGAAUCAAAGAAAGCCAGACCUAAGUCACAUACGUCUAUUUGGAAGUCCAGUUAUGGUCCAUGUUCCCAAAGAACAAAGAUUGAAAUGGGAUAAGAAAGCAGAACAGUUUAUACUUGUUGGAUUUUCUGAAAAUGUAAAGGGAUAUCGUGUCUAUGACCCGAAGAGAAACGUUGUCACAUUACAAAGAGAUAUAACAGUGAUGGAAGGAAAGCAAGGUAUAGAAAAUACAGAAGAAGCCGCUAUAUGGAUACAAAAUGAGGAGACUGAAACAACACAAAACAUGAUUCUUUCAUAUAAAAACUUUUUUGAUUUGUGUCUAUUAAAAAUAAAACAGUUGACAACCGAAAGUGCGUGUAUUAAUACAUUUGUGAACGCUAUCUAUCCGAUUAAAAAGCGUACUCGUUUUGCCCCACAGCGUUUCCCAUCUUACCCCAGUUAUGGGGCAAAACGGGAAAUUUGCCGAGUUUAUUUUUUAAACCAGCGCCCAAGCCGCACGCACUCCAACACAAAGAGUAUAUUUGUACACCCAGACUUAUUAGGAGCGACGCCGUACCUGCCUAACAGACAGGCGCAAGUGUCGCUAGAUAGACUGAAGCCAGCCUACGUGAUUAGAGAGAGCGACGACGUAGAUUAUGAUCAAUUUAGGUUAGGUACAGACUUGACGAGACAGACGGACAAACAAACGUACAUACAUGAGCCCACGCAGACAGAUUCCAAGCCGACAUCCGUUGUAAUUCCUAGAGCUGAAAAAUGCACACGCAGUAGUCGCAUUGUUAGGCAACCUGUGCGUUUUAUCUAUCUCAUCUUGCCCCAGUCUCCCCUAAUAUUGGACAUUGAUUCCAAUGAAGUAAGUACACCGUUUAAGGGCUUUGAAAGUCUUCCUAGGAAUUUGGUCUCCAGCUUAAAAGAAAUAUUGGAUAACGACAAUGUUUUGGGCGAUUUUGUAGCUAGGAAGCCCAUGAAGCCAUUCCUAAGUAAAAAGCUGGAAUCGCAGAUAUUCCAACAGUUUGUUGAUGAGAGGCUGGAACUUCUCAACUCUGGAAGGAGUAUUCACGACGAGUUUGAAGAAGAGUGUAAUAUCUACAGUGAUGCUGAGGACAUCGCACAAAACCUUGUCGGCGUCACCGAGAAGUUUUAG
Messenger RNA from Leptosia nina, 2148 nucleotides. The record is from the annotation of a GenBank genome assembly. Lineage: Eukaryota; Metazoa; Arthropoda; Insecta; Lepidoptera; Pieridae.